GUUUAUGCUCAGCCGUCAUACGCACAGGACAUUCAAAUGAAUGCCGUAAGAAAGAUAAACAGUUUACUAUCGAGUGGAACAGUGAGCGUCACUGGUCCAUCACAGACUCGAAUAAUGAAGCAACAACAGCCAGCGCAACCAAAAACAGUAUUUGUACAGAAGGGCGAAUGCUAUAUCUGCGAUGAGCAUAUCGGUAAUAAUGGCACACUUGUCACCGAAGCCUUUACAACUGCAUCAAAUACAAAGAUCCCAACGAAAAUUGGCCGAAUCGUUGGCGACGCAUUCAUGGUCAUCGUCAGUGUGGACGAUGUAAUUUGUAAGCGAUGCUUGACCAUGUUCAACCAAAUGGAUCGGCUGGAAACAGAUUUGGAUCGUGUCAAAAGCAACAUUUUGACAUUAAUUAAUAAGAAAUAUGGUAUAAAUGACAACGGUAAUGCUGGUGCAAGCAGCACAAAUGUUGUUGACAUUAAACCGCCCCCUGCCAAAGUACAGAGGCUCAACACAAGUGUUGGUACGAUCAAUGCGAAUUAUACGAACCGAAAGACGAGCAACGGUGGCGAUGCCGAAGAUGACACCCGAAAAAUAACGACCGUACCAUUGUUGCAGCCCAUCCAGUCACAGCCAGUGAAUCAAUUCGCCGGUGGUCAACGUAUAGUGAGUGUCAGUGCAAGUAGUGAUGCCAUCGAUGGCACAAUUGCCGGAUUGUACGAGACGGCGCAACAGAAUAACUUUGGUCAAACACAAUUGGUGCGGCAAGUAAAUCAACAGGCAGCAUCCACGCAACGGAAACCGAUCAAGAUUUACAAAUGCAUGUCGUGCGAUUUUAAAACAACCGAUAUCAAACUAUUUCAACCGCAUUAUGAUACAUGCCGACAGCAGAACGGUUAUCGUUGCAAAUUGUGCAAAAAGCUCUUCACUAGCGUGGUCGCCUUGAAGGCACACAACGUCGAAAAGCAUGCAAGCGAAUUCACAUGCAGUAUAUGCAGCAUAAACUAUAUGAACGAAGCCACGUACAAGAAGCAUAUGGAAACUAAUCACCCGGAUAUUAAAACGAUCGAAACAUCGACAGCAGUGGCUAGCGGUCAACUGUAUUCGUGCAAUAUUUGCACUUUUAAAACGUAUGAGAAAGGUGUAUUCGAAGCGCAUUCUCGAAAACAUGUCAAGGUAAAGCCAUUCAAAUGCCGCAUUUGUUCAGCGCGCUUUGAGACCAGAGAACUAGCCGGCGUUCAUGCAAAGACUCAUUGUCCCGACUUCUUCAAAUGCGGAACAUGUUCGAUGACAUUCACACAAAAGGAUCUACUUGUAAAACAUUUCGAGACACAUAAGCCACAGCAGCAAGUCGGCCAGAAGCAACAGAUCGUGUCGCAAAUACAGACGUCACAAUUGACGCAACCAACACAAAUUGCCGUGUCACAAGAUCUCACCACUCAAAAAUUGUUACAAGAUACAAUCGAUGAGGCAUUGCGAGAGACUGGCGACGCUGGCCCCAAAAUUAAUUUCUAUUCGUGUCACAUUUGUUCGCUUACAUUUAUCCAGGAGACUUAUUACAAACAGCACAUGGAGACUCACAAGCGUGAGAGUAACAAAAAAACCGGCUCACAAGCCGUUGCCGUUACAACGUCAACCGUUUCGAAUACACAUAGUCUAAUACGAACCGAUCAACGGGUGGCGAAUACACCGACCACAAUCAUUCAAACACAGACAAACACAUCUAUAUCGGACAAUGAUUUAGAAAUCAUGUUCGAAAAAAUGCAUUCAGACAAAGCGGAAAUCGAAGGAAAUGCCAACAAUACCGAAGGCGUGGUGAUAACAAGCCACGAAAGUUCGACCGGUGGAUACACAUUCAAUAUCACCAUGGCAAAUCAGCAGGAUGCCACAGCCAACAAUAUCGACGUAGAGAAUAAGAACAAACAAGAGGGCAACGAGGGUUUGACGCCAGUUACUAUCGAUAUGCCACAAUUGGAUCAAAGCGAUGAUCAUCAAUUGGAACUUCAACAGCAGCAGCAACAACAGCAACAGCCUGCCGACCAAGAGCAACAAACAAAUUCAGAACAACAGCACCAAGAACAUUUGGAUAACGAACAGAAACUCGCACAGGGUGUUUCCGUGAGUAUGCCAAGUUUAGACGACGAUGCGGAUGGAAGCCAACCGUCAAGUAGUGAUCAGGUGCCGAUGGACCUGGACGACAUUCAAAAUGCGGCCGAAAGUGGUCAAAUCAAAUUUAUAUUGAACGAAAAUGGUCAAUUGUUGCAAUUGGAUAACCACAUUCUAACCACCGAUGCGGAGGGUAAUCAAAUUUUGGUGCAGGAUAGCGAACAGAUUCAACAGCUAUUGCAAAGUGUUGGCGUAUUACAAGCGUCAGACGGUGAAGGUGGCGAGCAAACGUUUCAAAUGAUUCAAGGCGAAAAUAAUCAGAUGAUCUUAGUGCAAGGCGAUAACAAUGAGGCCCAAUUAAUCGAUGCCUCAAUGCUAAACGAAGAUGGUCAAUUAGUUAUCCAACAUCAUGGCGAUCAAUUGCCCGAAGGCAUGCAUGUAGUUAAUGAAGAUGGUGUCCAAGUGCCGGUAUCAAUAGCAUUCGCCCAACAUUUAGAAUCGGCCGCCGUUGAACACCAUCAGCAGCAACAAGAGCAACAUGAGUUGCAGCACCAAGAGGGCGAACAUGAAAUUGAACAAAAGUCCGCACAUCACCAAGAUCAGCAACAACAUACCGAAGAAAUCGAAGCCGAACAAGCGAUCGCCAUCAAAUCCGAAGACACGUCAUCGCAAGACGGCGACCAGCAAGCGGCCACUGAGGCUGAUUCAGGUAUCACUACGGUUACAACAUCGACGAGAGCACCAGUGACAUCAACAACGGGCGAAGUAUAUUUCAGUUUGGAUGAAAUUAUAAAUCAAUCAGAACAAAAGUAAUCGCAACAAACACCGAUGCACUGACCUGCCCUUUAAGCUUUCGACUUUUAAGUAGCUGUUAGUAUUAUUUUUUAUCAAAUUUUAGAAAAACUCGUCGUUGCAAAAUUAUAAACAAAACAACAAAUGCUAAACAAAGAAUUUAGUGGAAACAAUACAAAAAAAGCGAUCCAUGUUUUGAUUGUCAUAAUCAAAACGGAAAUGAGAAUAAAAGAGAAAAAAAAAAUACAAAAACACA
This is a messenger RNA of Sitodiplosis mosellana (orange wheat blossom midge), 3142 nucleotides long. RefSeq names its product zinc finger protein 236-like. The record is from RefSeq and is a predicted model, not a curated record. Gene Ontology annotation, molecular function: DNA-binding transcription factor activity, RNA polymerase II-specific; RNA polymerase II cis-regulatory region sequence-specific DNA binding. Gene Ontology annotation, biological process: regulation of DNA-templated transcription. Lineage: Eukaryota; Metazoa; Arthropoda; Insecta; Diptera; Cecidomyiidae.